UGGCGGCCGCAGGCGACUUCUUUCCCUUUGUCAGCAUGGAGGAGGUGAGAGUGUCUGAUGUGGAGGUGUGUAACCUGGCGUACGGGGGGCGGCUGGACGAGCUGAGGAGCAGGGUCCUAGCAGACAAGUCUCUGGCCAGCAGGACAGACCAGGAUGACAGGACACCCCUGCACUGGGCAUGUUCUGCAGGGCAGACAGAAGUGGCUGACUAUUUACUUAAACUAGGCGUACAUGUUGAUGACAAAGAUGAUGCAGGGUGGACGCCUCUUCACAUUGCCGCUUCUGCAGGACGCACCGAUAUAGUCGGAGCCCUGAUUGGGAAAGGGGCGCAAGUGAAUGCAACCAAUCAGAACGGCUGCACACCCCUGCACUAUGCCGCCUCUAAGAACAAGCACGAGAUUGCAGUUUUGCUCCUUGAAAAUGGUGCUUCUCCCGAUGCAAAGGACAAACUGGAGUCCACACCUCUGCAUCGUGCUGCGUCCAAAGGCAACCUGAAAAUCGUAGAACUCCUCCUAAAACACAAAGCCUCAACAAACAUACAAGACACUGAAGGGAAUACUCCUCUUCAUCUUGCCUGUGAUGAGGAGCGAACGGAGGAAGCCAAGUUCUUGGUAGAACAUGGAGCAAGUAUUUAUAUAGAGAACAAAGAUGAGAAGACGCCCCUACAAGUAGCUAGAGGAGGACUGGGGGCACUGCUAAGAAGGAUAGUAGAGGGCUAGUUACUUUUGCACAAAUGUUAAACUGCCACAUCUGUAACUUAUAUAUUUUCCAUCACAUGGUCUGUUCUUUGUGUUAUAUGUUAAAACUAGUUUGGAUACUUUUACAGAAUCACACCAACAAGUUCUCUGCUUUUAUAGAUUUGUAUAAGGCUCUUAGAACCUCUUAUGGGCUAUGAACACCUUUUGGGGACAAUUGUUUUUAUGAUUGCAUUUUACUUAUUUUGGUCUAAAAAUCAUAUUCAGCUAUUUUGUCCUACAGGGUUAAGUUUUAGUCUCUGCAGACUGUCACUUUCUGUUUUAGCACUUAUUUUUCCAUGUCUGACCCGCAUUUUUAUUUAAAUUUUUUUGUGGAUUGCACAUGGACCAAUUUUAAUUCUAUUGGUCUG
Molecule: messenger RNA, 1105 nt
Organism: Bufo bufo (common toad)
Lineage: Eukaryota; Metazoa; Chordata; Amphibia; Anura; Bufonidae
Gene: PSMD10
Product: proteasome 26S subunit, non-ATPase 10
Exons: 5
Coding region: 36-719 (227 amino acids)
Molecular function (GO): protein binding
Source: RefSeq, a predicted model, not a curated record